AGCGACACACAUCAGAGGAGAAAUGGAAAUAGAAAUGGACUCAUAUUUUCUCUUUCUACCUAGCCAGUAAAGAAGUUGUAGUCCACGGAUAAUGAAUUACUAGCGGCAUAGCAUUCAUCCCUGAUAGAGAACUUCUACUUCGAGUUUCAUUCAUUUCUGGUAGCGCGCAAAACAUGAUGCACCGCUCGUGAAGAUGAAUGGGUUGCGAUUUCAUGUUCCCGCGACAGUAUCCGUAUUAAUUCUAAAAAAAGCCUAAUGCCACACGCAUAGGAAAACAACCAAUAAUUUCCCGAGCAUCUUUUGCCCCCCGAGCUGCUCCGAAGUAAGUUUCUCCUCCGCAACGACAAGUGGUGCAACAACGAACACCAACCAUGGCGCCUCCCCCGCAGUCGGUUUUUGGUACGCUGCCGAACGGCGGCGCCAGCGGUUCCUCCCAACCGUCGAAGCCGCUGAAGAGAAUGCAAACGACUUUGGAAUAUCAAUUGCAAAUAUGUCUGGGUCUGGAAGGAUGAAAGUGUGUCAUGCUUGUCUGGCAUGACUCGAGAAUCUGCGUUGCAUAGGCAGGAAAUGGCCCUCUUACCUGUCAUGCAAAAACGCAGUCUGCCAUGCGGAAAACGUAAGACAUGGCAGCCGAAAAAUUUGUCAUGUGCAGCUGCGUAUUGCAGUGCGUCUAUGAUUCACUUUAAGCAUUACAAGUUUCCGGACCCAGACAUAUUUGCAUUUCAUAUGGAAGCGCUCUACGAACGGAACCAGCGCAAUUCAAACGCUUCCUCCGGCCAGCAGUUUCUGUUCACGUUAUGAACUGCAAAUAUGUCUGGGUCUGGAAGAUUGCAACUUGUGAUGCGGACUCCGGAUUCUAAAAAAAUCUGUAUUGCAUGACCGGCAAGAGGAGCCCAGUUUGUGCCACGCGGGGAAGGCAUUUGUCACGCGGGAUAGGCAUCGAUCAGUAAGGCCUUUAAGAAUAUGUGAUGCUAGAUCAUGCAUUACAGACAUUCUGAGUCAUGCAAAAGAUGCAUGACAAACCUGGUAACCUUCCCGACCCAGACGUUUUUGCAUUUGAUACACGUCCUCCGUCCACAAGUCCUCCUCUUCCAGGGGGAGGAACCCAGCUUCGCGGCAGCAGGGGAAUAACACGUCCGUCCAGAGCAGCAACCCGAGCUGUUCUUUAUCCCAACUUAUCAAAUGUAAAAAUGUCUGGGUCUGGAAGGUUGGAACUUGUGAUGCUGUCUUUGGAAGGUAAAAAAAAAUCUGUAUUGCAUGACCAGCGAGAGGAGUCUAGUUUGUGCUACGCGGGGAGGGCAUUUGUCAUACGGAGUAGGCAUCAGGAAGCCCACUAAAAAUCUGUGAUGCUAGGUCGUGCAUUACAGACAUCCUGGGCCAUGCAAAAUAUGCAUCACAAAUCCGGCAACAUUCCAGACACAGACAUUUUUGCAUUUCAUACAACUGUUUCAGGACGGGCACGAGCGGCUGCGAAACCGCAACUACUUGGCAAACGAUCUGUAUGGAAGCGUCAGGACUGAAAUCGUCAAAGUUGAAAUAGUUUGUAAUGCAUAAAAUGCAACCCACAAAAUGCCUCUCUUGCAGAGUAGGCAAGGGAGGCAGUAAGCCUGUCGAGGGGUUGUAGACAUAGAGCUGCUAAAGUAGCACGACAAAAGGCGUCUUCCUUACCGGAGCAGCAUUACAAACUGGAUUCCGGCGCUACCCAAAUUUGUCAUGCGCAUCUUGGAAACUGGGUUACAACGGGCAUCCUUUCUAUGCAUGACAAAGCAUUUCAACUUUGUCGAUUUCGAUCCUGACAGCUCCAUAGCCUGCACGUGCAGAAUGUGAUCGCGGAAGGGCUGGCGAAGUUUUCCCAAGAUGUCCUUAUGGAUUGCAAAAGUGUCUGGGUCUGGAAGUUUGUCAUGCACAUUUUGCAUCACCGGCGAGGUCUGUGAUGCAUGCGCGAGCAUCACAGCUAUUGUGACGGCUUUCUGAUGCCGAUACUGCAUGAGAAAUGCCCCCUCCGAGUAGCAAAAAACGCAUAUCUUUUGCUUCUCCUGCAAUACAGAUUUUUUCAGGAUCCAAAUGCAGCAUUACAAGUAAUACAUCCUUCCAGACCCAGACAUAUUUGCUUUUGAUAGUCCGCGACAGCACGCGACUGGGCGGUGGCGCCGGGAGCGGCGCUGGUUCGGUGCCGCUCGGGGUGGGCGCGGGAAGUGGCUUGGCCUCGAACAAGUCGAAGGUAGAUUUUUGUACUGAUUUCAUGUUUGAAGUUGUACUCACGUAAUAUUAUGCUUCUCCGUCGCAUCGUUUGAUUUUUCAAGUCGAGGCUCUUGUACUUGUAGGUAGCGAUGUUGGAAAAUUGGGUCGUUUCUCAUCCACUUUUCAACCUGCACUGUCCUGCUGCAUAUGGGGCGUUUUUGACGUGGGGUAGUUCUCCUCAUGAGAAAAAAAAAUGAUACAGUUGUGAUUCGUGCACUUUUUUCAACAACCAGAAUGCAAAAGGAAAAGCCUUCCUUUUCCUACUACUAAACAGCUGCACCGACUUCUGCAAGACUCCCGGACGGACUACCAGGACCGCGAGCUUUCGGGCCUGCAGCUGCUGCAGCAAAUCGACUUCGAUGCGCCUCACCAGUUGGAGCAAGACGGAACCUACCCGGGACAGGAACAUGACGAGCUGCAGUUUCAAACCAAAGGGUCCGCUCGGGGUGGAACAGCUUCUUCCCGGUUUGACUUACUACACGACGACGUUUUAGAGGACGAAGCGACGGAGGGAACUGGGCGGGGGCCCGUGGUGGCGCAGUCUUUUUUGAACGAAUUGCACAACACGCUGACUAGCAGCAUCGAAGAAUCGAUGAAGGACAGCUUCUACAAGGCCAACGCAAAAUCCUCCGCGAAGUUGAAUUACCAGUGGAACACGAUGAAAAAAAAGAUCAUCGAGCAGAUCCGGGCCGGGAACGACCUGGGCACGGAUUUUUUGCUGAACCUCUCCGGGGGAGCCCCCGCGGUGGGGAAUCAGGCCAGCCGGCAGAAGGGCGUGGUCCUGUCGGGCGGGGGAACUAGUGCAAACGGCGGCGCAGGUAGGUCUUCGGCGUUACUGGUGCAGCCGAACACGACGGGGAAUUUGCACCAGAACUUGCAGAUCGAGCGCGAUAUCGCGGAACUGUUCAAUCGGAGUUCCUUUAUGACCAUCGACCGCCUGGCCUUCGAGGUGUACUCGCUGUCGCUGCAAAGUUACAGCGGGAGCGAGUACUGCAGCGACCUGAAGUUUUUGUGGGAACUGGUGCUGGCAUUGGUGGGACAAGAUCCGAUGACGAUAAGUACUUUUUAUCAGUGUCCUCUAGAUAAAGAUUUUUUAAAUUCAUGGUUUUAUAAUUGUGUUGCGAUUGUUGUAAACAAGGUAAAAAUCGUGGUAGUUGCAGGUGUCUUGUGGCAGGUCCUCACCUUGUAUGUGUCGAGAGACCACGACUGCUAGUGUACUUUUGCUAGUAUGAUAGAAAAAUUAGUUUUUCGCUCUACGCUCGUAUACUUCUGAAUUCCAUUAUGCACAAUAUUAAAAAACAGCCGCUCCCUUGUUAGUCGACCGGGGGAUCGUAUCCAAGAAAAAAACUGUGUUAGUGUAACUUUCUUUGGCUGACAGCAUCACAAGUUUGCUCUACAUGACAGAGAAUGUCUGUCAUGCAGGGUUUGUAAGGGAAAACACACAUGAAAUGAGGACUGCAUGGCUGUCUGGCAUGACAGAUGUAACUCUGUUACAUUUUCUGCAUUACAGAGUUACACUUACACAGCUUUUUUCUUGCAUAAGUCGAGUUUCUGCGGAUGUGGAAAAUCAGCGAGAUUCGGGAUUCCUGCAAACAGAUGCCACGUAUGAACUGCAAAAGUAUCGUGCCCGUAGUAGUUGCGGCCAUGCAUCGCAAAUUUUUUUCUUAAGGUAAGUCCGCAUUACAAAAUUUAUUUCUCAUGCUGAGGAAAUUUGUAAUGCAUUUACAUGAGUACGAUUACGAUACUUUUGCAAUUCAUACCACGAACGGCGGAGCAAGACAUAUGCAGUCUGCUGAUCAAUUACGGCAUGAUCAUAUGGGACGACGCCCACUUCCCCUCCACCGCUGGACACGCAUGGUAUAGCACUUGUUCUCUGUACUAGACUAUGUUGAAUGUGUAAUUGCAGGAGGAGAGUACAACUAGCAUCUGUCAUGCACAAAUACCGUAAACAUUAACAUCACAACAACAUCAGGUUCCUCGUUUUCCACGCGCUGCGCGUAGAUAGUCCGGAGAUGCUGCGGUACCUGCAAUCCGAAGCGAGGCUGCGGCAGUAUCGACUGGGUAAAAACGAGUUCCCACAGGUGGAGAACGAGGACAACAUCCGUAGUGUCAUGCGACGAGUCAUCUGCAUAGAGCAGUUGAACAAGGCCCGCGCAGGAGCAUUCUUGAGUGUGGUCCUUUCCACUUGAUCGGAUUUCUGGCACUGGCCAAGAACACCACCGCACAGUAGCUUUUUGCUCUGCGGAUUCAACAUGAGAUUUGGCAUUUCGAGUAGCAACAACCAAAGAUACAUCUCAUCUGUAGUACUAGAGUUCUCAACACCUCCUCCUUGUUGAUACCACGUUCUUCGUGGGUCCUGUUUUUACGCAGGAUAGGCAGUGCUUUGCGAACGCAGCGGAAUUCGAUUUGUGUGUGCAAACCUGCAUUCCGGUGCUGAUCUCGCUGCUCCAGGGCACCUCGGUUUCAUUGGAGCACUCCUAUCAAAUGCAAAAAUGUUUGGGUCUGGAAGAUUCUGACACUUGUCACGCACGGUUUGCAUGAGCCAUGAUGUCUGUGAUGCGUGCCCUAGCGUCACAGGUUUUUUGAGGGAUUCGUGAUGCCUCUUCCGCAUGACAAAUGCCCUCUCCGCGUAGCAAGAUUGAGAAUCCUUUUGCUGCUCAUGCAACACAAAUUUUUUAGACAUCCAAAUGCAGCAUCACAAGUUGCAUUCUUCCAGACCCAGACAUUUUUGCAUUUGAUAACUCCGUCGUAGCUACCAUCGAGUCCGCACUGGGAUCUGGAAUCCACAUAUCCAAGAAAAAAACGUUGUUACUGUAAAUUUGUGAUGCGCAAGAUGCAAAGUGAUUGCGUCUGUCAUGCUUGGCAAGCGUCGUAGGGUCCAUUAAAGGGCGUUUUCACGUACUAUCUGCGCAUGACAGGUUUUUGCCGUCAUGCCAGACAAAUUUGUAAUGCUGUUCCUCCAAAAAAGUUACACCUGCAAUGUUUUUUUCUUGGAUAUCACAGGAUGUGGGGGAAUGAGGCCGGGUAUCAUAUACUUACAACUUGAUGAUAAUGAUGCUCACUUGAUGAGGUGGGUGUUAGCAUUCGGUUCUUUCACGUCGACAGUACCAUACUGAGUUUGUUCUCUACUCGAGAGGCUCAAGAAGUUAUUCUGCAAAGAUUGGCAUGCUUUACAAGGUAGGUCAUCAAGGCGCGUGGUUCAUUUCGAAAGCAAACCGCCUAGGAAUUUGUAUAAUGAAGAAACUACAAAGCGCACAACCAGACUGACUUAUUCUCGAAAUAUAAAAAACACAGCAACGCCACUUCCGGGCACCAUCAGCAGCACUACGGUGCGGGUUACAACCCGGGUGGCCAGCCGCAGAUGUCCACCACCAACCGGAGCCAGCAGAGCCAGAACGGGGCGGUGUUCCGGGAGUUGUAUCCUGUGUAAAAACGUCCCCACACCAUAGUUGUCAUGCAGAUUUGCCAUGACAGGAACAUUUGUGAUGCGCAGCCCGAUGACAGGCAUUUCCAAUCGUGUUUGGGAACUUGUAAUGCUGUAAACAGGAUCAGCAGAUCGAUUUGUGAUGCGGCUUUCCUUGCUAACUGGCACUACCUUACGGACUGAAACUUGUCAUGCGUGACCAUCAAAACUUCUAGGUUUGUGUUGCAAAGUCCCCAUCUUGACUCUGUGGUGGGGACGUUUUUACUCAGGAUAAGUUGUGUCUGAAACUUAUCCUGGGCGAGGAUUUCCCUUUUGAAGACACUUCGCUCACUAUGCAAGAAAAAAACUGUGUAAGUGUAAAUCUGUGAUGCAGAAAGUGCAAAACUGUUACACUUGUCAUGCUGGAUCUGCGUCAUACGCUACUCUCAUACGUGUUUCCACGUACUAGCUGCGCAUGACAGAUUUUCCCUGUAAUGCAAAGCUAAUUUGUGAUGCUGCUCUUCCUACACAGUUACACUUACACAGUUUUUUUCCUGGAUACUCACGCUCCAGGAGGAACAGUACCACAUCCCGAAUUUCUCGAAUCACCCACGCGACAUGUUCUCGGAGCGCAUGCGGACCUCAGAGAACCUGGUGUGGCAUAACCUGCUGUUGGUCAAGAACAAAAGGUGCUCGCUGGAAGAGUACCAAGAGAAAAUCAUGUAUGGGAGUGUCAGGAUUGAAAUCGACAAAGUUGAAAUGAUUUGCUAUGCAUAAAAGCGAUACCACUUGGAAGCCCAAUUUGCAAGCGGUUGCGUGACAAGUUUUCGGAGCACCGGAAUCCAAUUUGUCAUGCUGUUUGGGCACAGAAGACUGCUUUGGUCGUGCUCCUUUAGCAAGUCUAUCCCAAACCCUAAAGAGGCUCACAAUCUGCCUCGCUUGCCAUCCCGGCAAGACAGGCACUUCAUGCCUUGCAUUUUAUGCAUGACAAAUCAUUUUAAGUUUGUCGAUUUCAAACCUGACGCUUCCAUAUCAUGUCCAUCAUUGAGUGGACGGACGCGCGCAAGUCCGGCGGCAGCAUCCUGGGCGGUUUCGGCAGCAGCAACCUGAACAUGAUGUCCUUUUUCCAGCAGGGCAGCCGGUUCGGGGGGGCAAAUAUGGGUCUGCUGAGCGGGGGAACUUCGGGCGCGGACGUGGCAAACUUUUUGAAUAUCAAAUGCAAAAAUGUCCGGGUCUGGAAGAUUGCCAGGUUUGUCAUGCAGGUUUUCUAUGGUUCAUAGGGUUUAGAAUGCAGCACCUGGCAUGACAAAUUCUGUGAGAUCUCUAUCAUGCCUCUCCUGCAUGAGAAGUUCCCUCUCAACUUGGUAAAAAAGGACGGCUGUUGGUAAUCACGCAACACAGGUUCGUUGCAUGAUUCAGAUUUAGCAUGACAAGUUGCAACCUUCCAGACCCAGACAUGUUUGCACCCGAUAUUGAACACGACGAAACAAUCCCAGUUCCAGCUGGAUGACAUCAAAUUACUGUUUCUUUCUAUCGCAAGAAAAAACUGUUUCACUGUGAACUUGUGAUGCAGAAAAUGGAACACAAAACUCUUUGUCUUGCUACACCUGCAAGACAUUGGAUUUUGAAGCGUGUUUUCCCUUGGGAAGCGCGCAUGGCAAGUUUUCCGCGUCAUAUGUAACAAACUUGUGAUGCAGAUAUUGCAAAAUCAUCACAGUGAAACAGUUUUUUCGUGGGAUACUCUCCUUACAGUACGCGAAGGGGCUCCGAGCGCUGAAAAACCGAAACCCGGCCUUGCUGUAUUGUUUCUUUUUGUGUUAUGAUAUAAAUGAUUUGCAUUUUCUUUCGAUGCCCUAGUCUAGUUGCCUUGACUUCAACAGUUCCACCACGAUGGGCAUGCAAAUCCACGCGCAUGAUUGUUCUUUUUUGUAAAUUGAGACACGACCACGAGGACGACAAAGUUGUAUUGGUAAUACUCACUUCUACAACCUCAGGUCCUCUAUCACGAUCCAUCUGGCGGUGACACUGGCGAAAGCCCACGUGUUGGAUUUUGACAAGGAAAAAUACCUAUCAAAUGCAAAUAUGUCUGGGUCUGGAAACUUGUAAUGCUGAGUGGCUUAGCAUGUGGAGGCCACAAAUGCUGGCUCCGCAUGACAAGUUCCUAGGCUUCUAAGUGUUGCCUAUUCUGCAUGACAAACUGCGUUUCUCGAUCACAGGAAAAUAGGGCUUUUCGGUAACGAGCAUGACAGACUUAAGAGUCUUGCUAUGCUAGCAUGACAAACCUUGCACUUUCCCAGACCCAGACAUAUUUGCAUUCGAUAAAACCCCUACGUCGACGAGAUUGUGAACUACAGCAACCAGCUGUUUUAUCCAAGAAAAAAACUGUGUUAGUGUAACUCUGUAAUGCAAAACAUGCAACAGAGUUACACCUGUCAUGCCACACAGCCAUGAAGUCCUUUUUUCAUGUGUAUUUUCCCUUACAAGCCAAGCAUGACAGGUUUUCUCUGUCAUGUAGAGCAAAUUUGUGAUGCUGUCAGCCAAAGAAAGUUACACUUACACAGUUUUUCUCUUGCAUAUGUUUGACGUGAGCGAGCAGUUGAAUUACAUCCAAAUCCUGCAGUAUCGCAAGAAAAAACUGUUUCAUUGUGAACUUGUGAUGCAGAAAAUGGAUCGCAGAAGUGUGUGUCAUGCUACACAUGCAAGACAAUUGAUUUCUAGCUGUUUUUUCCCUUGGGAACCCCGCAUGACAGAUUUUCAGUGUCAUGCGUAACAAACUUGUGAUGCAGAUUUUGCAAAAUCACCACAGUGAGACAGUUUUUUCGUACGAUAUGCAGCCCUUUGACCGAAAAUACGCCUAUCUGCGGAUUUUAAAGUCCUUCACGCAGUCAAAUGCGGAAGUGGUAACAAGUACCGCUCCGGGCUCGGGUGGAGUAGGAGCAGCUUCGACAGGGAUUAGUAACAUGCUAGUACCCGACCACGACAAUAAUUUUUCUCCCCUGGAGCUUCUGACCGGAAAAAUCUUACUCGACGGCUCCCACACGAAGGGCCUGUUGCAGGAGUCUUUGGAAGCGAAAGUCGACCAUUUGAACCGGAAAAGAGAGAUGAAAAUGAAGGGCAACAACUCGAGUGGUUCUUCCAGUAACGGCGCAGGAGAGCUGUUGAUGAACAACAAGAUUUCCUCCUCCAAUGACACUACCAGCGAAUUUCGGAGCAUCAUGGAGUCGCUGGGGCUCGACGCCCUUCGUCGCGGGAAGUACAUCCUGGCGUUGCGGUUUCUCCACCUGUCCACCAACUACCGGAAAGUGUUGGAAACCAUGCAGCGGAUUCUGCGGCUCCCCGCUUUCACGGAGGUGGCCAGCUGCGGCAGCCGCAACUUGUCUUCCGGUGCCACCUUCACCCCCGGUCAGGAGCCGAUUGGCGGGGGCGGGGCUGGUGGUGGAGCCACUAGUACUUCCAUGUCGGGAGGUGCGGCUAGUACUACCGCGUGGACAAAUAGUUUUAAACUGCGGCAAUUAGAACAGGAGUGCCGCAAGUUCUUGAGCAUGUACGCCGAUUACGGGGCGUCGUUCGGAAUCGAUGUGAAUUCCUCUAACAACUCCGGUAUGGUUGUGACAAACGCGGCGGAUCAUGGCACCCGUGCGGCGCAACAGACCACGCGGAGUUCGGACGAAAUCACGAGGGUGUGGAGGUUCGUCUGCAAGCUGUGGCGGUUGAAACACUUCCACGACUGCGUCCGGGACCAGGGAAGGUAUAGAAUUAGAAGUUUGUUCUAUGAUCAUGUACUUAGUACGAACGGCUUUUGAAGAAGAUGCUGCGAAGAGGUGUUGUCAUGCAAAACUCACAACAUCGCAAUCGCAAUGCAUGCUUGGUCGUGCAGAACAUUUCGACAUAAUGCAAAUAAUUAUCAAAAAAGAACGACCUCUACAACGUGAACUCAGGUACGAAGAGGCUUUAGAGCUUUUCGAUCGGGAGGAAUUUCUUUCCAACCCGGAUGAGCAAAUGCUCCCCGGCUUUUUUUCCGUCGACUACACCAAAAUCCUGGAGACGUACAUCAGCCUACUGACGCGGUACUACGCGGCGGACCAUUUCGGGAAUACCGCGGGGGGCGGCAUGCUGCAGGACCAGCUGCUGCCCGGGAGUUCGGGAUCCCAAAUCUUGCGGCAGAGGCUGCUGCAGGUUCAGAACUUUCUGUCGAAAAACGGACACAUCUCUGUGUCACCGAACGCGCGGUACUUUAUGCAGCAACUAUCGCUGAAGUGAGGCGGGAGGUUUUUGAUGUUGUUCUGAGCCAGCAUGUAGUUGCGGCGAAGUCAAGGACAACGAGCAGUACGAAUUUUCCAGAAGAAAAAAAUGGAGAAGAUUUAUCACGCGCAUUUAGUAUUUUUCCAUUGUUUAUUUCCAAGAAAUAAUGAUCUUCUUGUUCUGGAGCCGCUGCAUCGAGGUUCAGUUCACCACGAGAAGAACACCAGAUGAUUUUUUUCGGUGGUCAGAAGUGGAGGAAAGUAACACGAUGAAAAUAAAUACAUGGUCAGCUACUUCAGAAGUUGUACGCGGCUUGUUUUAACAAGUAGAAAAGGCGACGCUGAAGGGUCGUGUCCGCAUCUAGUCGACAUCUUUGAAUUUAUACAAUGAAUCUUUCUUGCGACAAAAUAAAUACCUUGCGCUUGCCCACAGAAAUAU
Molecule: messenger RNA, 10324 nt
Organism: Amoebophrya sp. A120
Lineage: Eukaryota; Dinophyceae; Syndiniales; Amoebophryaceae
Source: the annotation of a GenBank genome assembly